Penicillium angulare is the source of this 381-nucleotide messenger RNA. Its product is annotated as putative vacuolar transporter chaperon Vtc1. NCBI's taxonomy places the organism in Eukaryota, Fungi, Ascomycota, Eurotiomycetes, Eurotiales, Aspergillaceae. Gene Ontology annotation, cellular component: fungal-type vacuole membrane; vacuolar transporter chaperone complex. The transcript is spliced from 2 exons. The coding region runs from base 1 to 381 and encodes 126 amino acids. The record is from RefSeq and is a predicted model, not a curated record.
AUGUCUAGCCAGCCUCUUCUCCAAACCGCUCCCGGCAAGCGAAUCGCCCUGCCAACCCGUGUCGAGCCAAAAGUCUUCUUCGCCAAUGAGCGAACCUUCCUCUCCUGGUUGAACUUCACCGUCAUCUUGGGCGGUCUGGCCGUCGGCCUGCUGAACUUCGGUGACCGCAUCGGUCGCAUUUCUGCCGGUCUCUUCACUUUCAUCGCCAUGGCCGCCAUGAUCUACGCAGUCAUCACUUUUCACUGGCGAGCGCAGAGUAUUCGCCGUCGCGGUCAAAGUGGAUUCGACGACCGAUUUGGCCCUACUAUCUUGGCCAUUGCCUUGUUGGCUGCUGUCGUUGUCAACUUCAUACUGCGUAUGCAGGACAACGAGCUGAACUGA